CAGAGACGGAGGCAUGCACGGAUGUUGUGCUGAAGAGACAAGUUUUCAGCGCACGUGAAGAGUGUCAAACCCUAGCUAGCCUCAUGCCACCUUCCUAGUGUCGUACUGCAUCGAUGAGUGUUGUGUUUUAGUUCUCAACAGCAGAAAAAAACGGACAUUGCAAGAGUUAAGUGACCAGCACUGCCUUUGACUCUCGUAGUGGCGCCGUGAUGUAUAGAGUGAAAUAAAGGGAAAAUAGUUGAAGUGCCAUCUUUCUCUCACCUGUGCCACACUGCUGCAAGGAGGAUUUACAACAAUUGGUGUCAGGAGUGGGAUCCACAUCUAUUAUUGAAGAUAAUUGUGAAAUUGUGCGUGAACUGGUGGCGAAGGUGACGAGAAAUGGCGGACCAAGGCGAGGGUGAGCAGUUUUCACUCGCGGACAUCAUGGCUGCUAUUAAGAAGGUAGGAGAAGAAAUUAUAGCAGUGAGAGAAGAAAUUAGAGCUGUGAAAGAAGAAAGUGCGGCGGUAAGAGAAAAAGUUCGUGGGCAGAUUGAGGCCACGACUUGUAAACUGCUAGAAGAAAUGAACGUGUUGAGGAGUGCAGUGAGCGAUCGGCACAGCCAGAUGCUUAUCAUGGAGAAGCAGACGGAGAUUCGCCAAGAAGUGUGUGAGAUCCGUGAGAAAGUUAGCGAGUUCAAGAAAGAACAGAGACACAGGAUAGAUGACACUCAGUGCAUGCUUACAAGUGUGGAGCAGAGCGUGGAGUAUGCAGAAGGGAGAUGGUUUAACCUGAAAGAAGUGAGGCAAGAAAUUCGCGCACUUCAAGCAGUGGGAGAAGAGAUGAAAGAAGAAAUGAAGGAAGAAACACGUAGGGAUCUGGAGAAGGCGAAAAUAUCGGCAAUGGAACUACGAAAAAAGUCAACAUCGAGUGAGACAACGAGUGAAGCCAGGGUGACGACGCCUGAUUUGACGCUCGUGCAGCCAGACACCCGCGUGGGUUCGGACUCCCCUCAUGCCUCCCCACCGCCUUCCCCACGGGCAGGCAUUAACAAAACAAGAAGAAAACCGCAAGAUUUACCGCAAGUUUACGUAAAGCAGGCCCAUAUCACAGACCUACAGGAGGCGUUGGCACGUGCACUAGAGUAUGAGUCGUUUAGGAUGAGCGGCAACAGUGGUGGAGUGCAGGUAUACCCAGGAGUCCAGCAAGCUUUUAGAGCCAGGUGUACACAGGUGAGGAGGCGUUCGAACAGUCCCAGGACGGGGGAUAAAUGUUGGAGAUACGGUCAUCAAGGUCACCAAAAGCAAUACUGCACCAAAGCCAAGAUUCAAUCAACCGAGGAUGUGGCUACAGGGUACCGUUACCAGCCCUGCUGCUGGAGUUGCGGUGAACAAGGCCAUCUUUCGAAGAAGUGCCCGAAGCAAUCUGCGGGAAACGACGGGCGGCUGGAGGAAGGGGCACGCCAGCCGAUGAGUGUCAGACACCGGUCAAUUUAAAUUUUUGUAGAGC
Molecule: messenger RNA, 1486 nt
Organism: Penaeus vannamei (Pacific white shrimp)
Lineage: Eukaryota; Metazoa; Arthropoda; Malacostraca; Decapoda; Penaeidae
Molecular function (GO): nucleic acid binding; zinc ion binding
Source: RefSeq, a predicted model, not a curated record